Molecule: messenger RNA, 1512 nt
Organism: Talaromyces stipitatus ATCC 10500
Lineage: Eukaryota; Fungi; Ascomycota; Eurotiomycetes; Eurotiales; Trichocomaceae
Product: exopolyphosphatase, putative
Exons: 2
Coding region: 1-1512 (503 amino acids)
Cellular component (GO): cytoplasm
Molecular function (GO): exopolyphosphatase activity
Source: RefSeq, a predicted model, not a curated record
AUGCCUCAAGAUACAAGUAUGAAUCUCGGCCCAUCACAUAUCACCUCAUCUGGCCUACUCCCAUUCCUCAAACAUGCCCGCCACCACUUUCUACCCACGAUAAGAAAUGGGAUUACAACAUACAGCCCGAUAUAUGUACUGGGUAACCAGUCUGCAGAUCUUGAUUCUAUAAUAUCUGCAAUAUUAUACUCGUAUGUGCCUUUGGUGAAUUUAACGGAUGUACGGGGUGGAUCGGGAUUGAGGAGAUUGAGGCCUGAGUUCGCGUGUGCGCUGGAGCUUGCUGUCUCAUCGUCUUCUUCAUCUACUGCUUCAACAGAGGGUAAGAGGGAUAAGGAUGGAGAGGAUGGGAUUGUACAAUUGCUCAAAGAGCAUAUUCUCACCGUCGCUGAUCUACGGGAGGGACUUUUAUCUUCUCCAGAUGUUGUGAAUACAGAUGCAGAGCCCAAAAAGAUGGGAAACAAACUGGAGCUCGACUGUGUGAUGGUAGACUGGAACAAUCUUCCGCACAAGACAUCUCCGCAAGAAGAGCAAGGCAAAGGCUCAAUAGAUGGUCUUUCGGAUCUCGUCUCUUUCACCGUCACUGGAUGUAUCGAUCAUCGUCCCGACGAAGGGUUUGUGCCGCCGUUGGGACGGUUGCCGGAGGGGAGUCCGCGGGUUAUUAUUUCCGGACCUGGUUCGUGUACUAGUUUGGUUAUUCGUGAGAUUCGAGAGCGUGUGUUGUGGCCUGUUUCGUCUUCCGAAGUGCAUGAAGAACGGCAGCGGCAACACGUUAGUGAAGGAAGUGAGGAGGGUGAUUGGGAAGUCCAACUAGCCAAACUUGCGCUUGCCUCUAUCCUGAUUGACACCACCAACCUCACAGCCGAAGGGAAAGUGACCGAUGUUGAUCGCGAGGCUGCUUCCUUCCUCACGGAAAGAAUCUCAUCUUCAUCUCCUACUGGUGGGGGCGGGAAAGAAUGGGAUAGAGAUUCCUUCUUCCAGAAAAUUCAAUAUGCGAAGGCGCAUAGUUUGGAUUGGUUGACUGUCGACGAGAUGCUUGGUCGAGACUACAAGGAUUGGACUGAGACCACGCCAUCCGGUGACAAGAAAGUUAUCGGGAUUGCGAGUGUGGUUCGUCCGCUGAACUGGAUUAUUGACAAAGGGGAGGAUGAAGAUGAUAAAUCAACCACCGCGGAUGACAACUUGAAGUCGUUCUUGGGUAAGUUGAAGAAGUUUGCGCUGGAACGGCAUCUGGAUGUCAUUUCUGUAAUGACGGCAUUCAAUACAGAAGACGAUGGCAAAGAAGAACGGUUUGCACGAGAACUACUCGUUUGGGGCCUUGAAGAUGACAACAGCGACGCUCUCGAAAAAUUCGCCAAUACAGCGAAGAAGCAACUGGGACUACAAAAGUGGAAUGAGUUCCCCAUCGAAGGUAGUCACGAAUAUUCUGGUCGUCUAUACAUAUGGAAACAAGGGAAUGUUUCUCAAAGUAGGAAGCAAGUUGCGCCACUGCUUAGGAGAGCCUUUACGGGGUGA